AUGGCAUACAACCAGGAGCCUCUAGCCGAGACCCCUGUCAUCAAAUUCAAUGGCCAGGACUAUAACUCCUUGCUGGAUCGUUGCCUAAGCACAGGCCUACCAUUUGAAGAUGAGACAUUCCCUGCAGAGAUUUCUUCCAUAGGUCUGCAGCUGGUCCAGGGUAAAAACCUCUCCAGCCUGAGGUGGAUGCGGCCAAAGGAUAUAUUAGAGGGUAAAUCAGAGCCUCACUUCAUCCUGGAAGGUGCAAGCAGAUUUGACAUCCAACAAGGAGAGGCCGGAGAUUGCUGGUUCCUGGCAGCACUGGGCUCCUUGACACAGAACCCACAGCAACUACAGAAGAUCCUGAUGAACCAAAGCUUUUCACACCAGUAUGCGGGGAUUUUCCGUUUCCGGUUCUGGCAGUGCGGCCAGUGGGUGGAAGUGGUGGUUGAUGAUCGCCUACCUGUCCUGAAUAAGGAGUAUCUCUUUGUGCACCCUCGCAAGAACAACCAAGAGUUUUGGCCCUGCCUGCUGGAGAAAGCUUAUGCCAAGUUUCAUGGGUCCUAUGUCAACCUGCACUACGGUUUCCUUCCUGAUGCCCUGGUGGACCUCACAGGAGGGGUGGUCACCAGCAUCAACCUGCACUCCAUUCCUUCUGACCUGGUGAUGAUGGUGAAGACAGCGGUCAAGACAGGCUCCCUGAUGGCCUGUGGCACCCUGGCUGAUGUGAGUGAGAGAAUGGAGAAUGGACUGGUGACUCAGCACGCCUACACAGUGACUGGGGCUGAGCGGAUUCAGUACGGGAGGGGCUGGGAAGAUCUUAUCCGCCUGUGGAACCCUUGGGGCCACACUGAAUGGAUAGGACGCUGGAGUGAUAGGUCUCCGGAAUGGCAGAAGAUCCGCAGCCAACAUAAAAGACUGCUAUACAAGGAUAAGGAGGAUGGCGAGUUUUGGAUGUCAUGUCAAGAUUUCCAAGACAACUUCUUCUGCCUGUAUAUAUGUAACCGAUGUCCAAUCAGCCUAAACCACAGAAACAUGCCUCAUGAAAGAUGGUCCCAAAUGAUGUUUAAGAACCGUGCAACUCCAGGAAACGCCGCAGAAGGACCUCUGAGAGACAUGCAGUACAUCUUCUCUGUGCCAGAGAGCAUGGAACACGACAAUGUCAUCACGUCCUUCAAUGUCAUGCCACAAAACUUAAAGGCAAAAGGUGAAUUUCCACUGACCUUCGAGGUAUUCAAGGUCGACCCUCAGUUCCAGCCCUUCUGGAAGAGGUUGCCAUCCACCUUCUUUUCUCAGUUCAGAAAUGCUAUCGAGGGUGUAGUUUUUAAAACCAAGUGCAACCUCACAAAGUACUUCAGUCUGAACCCUGGGACCUAUGUGGUGGUCAUCUCUGCAUACCGAGAAGAAGUUGAGUUUUUGCUCCGAAUCUUUCUGAAAAUGCCAGAUGGCGAUAGGAAUCUGGACAGCAAUCUCAAUCUUACACCACUGAAGGCAAGUCUUCCAGAAAGUGACUCUCAAGAAAGCAUCUUCCACAAAUAUUCUCAACAGGGACUGUACAUAGAUGCCACCCAGCUUCAGAACCUUCUCAACCAGGAGUUUCUCAAAGGAACUUCAGGGGACACAUUCUCUUUGGAUGAGUGCCGGAGCAUCGUGGCUCUGAUGGAUCUGAAUACGAAUGGGCGGCUCGAGGAAGAGGAGUUUGCGAGGCUCUGGGGCCGCCUUGUCAAAUGCCAGAGUGUUUUCCAGAUCAUCCAGAAGCGCUCUGGAGUUUUUCUGGGUUUGGAUUUGUGGAAGGCUAUGACGGAUACAGAUUUCCUUGCAGGGACCUCCAUCAGCAAUGAGCUACUGGAUCUCAUGAUCCUCCGGUACAGUGACAACAGCGGCCGGGUCAGCUUCCCUAGCCUGGUCUGCUUCCUGUUGCGACUUGAAGCCAUGGCAAAGACUUUCCAGAACCUCUCCAAGGAUGGAAUAGGACUCUACCUGACAAAAAUGGAGUGGAUGAACCUGGUCAUGUACAACUGA
Molecule: messenger RNA, 2001 nt
Organism: Nyctereutes procyonoides (raccoon dog)
Lineage: Eukaryota; Metazoa; Chordata; Mammalia; Carnivora; Canidae
Gene: CAPN13
Product: calpain 13
Exons: 21
Coding region: 1-2001 (666 amino acids)
Biological process (GO): proteolysis
Cellular component (GO): cytoplasm
Molecular function (GO): calcium ion binding; calcium-dependent cysteine-type endopeptidase activity
Source: RefSeq, a predicted model, not a curated record